This is a messenger RNA of Gossypium arboreum, 786 nucleotides long. RefSeq lists its product as uncharacterized. Bases 1 to 786 code for a protein of 261 amino acids. The transcript has 5 exons. NCBI's taxonomy places the organism in Eukaryota, Viridiplantae, Streptophyta, Magnoliopsida, Malvales, Malvaceae. The record is from RefSeq and is a predicted model, not a curated record.
AUGGAUUUUACUAGUGGGUUACCUUUAACACCUAUUAAGAAAGAUUUUGUAUGGGUCAUCGUAGAUCAUUUGACUGAGUCCGCCUAUUUCAUUCCAGUUCAGACAGAUUAUUCUUUGCAGAAGUUGGUCAAGCUCUACAUUUUUGAGAUUGUUUUAGGUCCCAAGUUGGUUUCCAAGACUGAAGAUAAAGUCAGAUUAAUUCGGGAUCGUCCUAAGGCGAUUUCUGAUAGACAGAAGUCUUAUGUGGAUCUGAAAAAGAGGGAUAUUGAAUACUCUAUGGGUGACUUUGUCUUCCUUAAGGUGUCUCCGUGGAAGGAAGUUUUGAGGUUUGGAUGUAAGGAGUUAGACCGUAUCCAUGACGUAUUCCACGUCUUUAUGUUGAUGCGGUAUUGGUCUGAUCCAUCUCACGUUGUUUCUAUUGAGGAGAUCGAGAUUAGACCAGAUUUAAAAUUUAAGGAAGAGCCAAUUCAGACUUUGGAUCAAGAUGUAAAGAUGUUGAUGAGGAAGUAUAUUUCGUUAGUUAAAGUUUUGUGGAGGAAUCAUGGCACUGAGAAAGCCACAUGGGAACCUAAAGACUCGAUGCGUAAGCAGUAUCCUUAUUUGUUCGAAUCAGAGCAAGUGUUCUAUGAAGCGACAUUCCACCUAUAUAUUGGCAGCUUGCCUACAAACUAUUCUGACAAGUGUCAUAAAGACACUAUGUGGUGUGUUGGUAUGGGUGGAUGUUUUAUACCCCACAUGGUAAUCCUCAAGCAUAGGCGGGUCGGUGUGACGGAGGCUCAACAGUGA